Molecule: messenger RNA, 1848 nt
Organism: Heterocephalus glaber (naked mole-rat)
Lineage: Eukaryota; Metazoa; Chordata; Mammalia; Rodentia; Bathyergidae
Gene: Foxa3
Product: forkhead box A3
Biological process (GO): cell differentiation; regulation of transcription by RNA polymerase II; anatomical structure morphogenesis
Molecular function (GO): RNA polymerase II cis-regulatory region sequence-specific DNA binding; transcription factor binding; protein domain specific binding
Source: RefSeq, a predicted model, not a curated record
CUAUAAAGCGUGGCCGCCUCCCUCAGCGCCUGGGACAGCGAGACCCCGGGCGGUCGGACGGACGGACGGGCGGGCGCUGGUCGCAACUCGGGCCGUGCCCGCCGAGAGAUCCGGACACUCCGUGUUCCCCCGGGGCCGGAGCCGGGGCAGGUCGGGGCGCAGGCCCGGGGGAUGCUGGGCUCGGUGAAGAUGGAGGCCCAUGACCUGGCUGAGUGGAGCUACUACCCGGAGACGGGCGAGGUCUACUCUCCAGUGACCCCAGUGCCCACCAUGGCGCCUCUCAACUCCUACAUGACACUGAACCCUCUAGGCUCUCCAUACCCCCCCGGGGGGCUCCCUGCCUCCCCACUGCCCUCAGGACCCCUGGCACCGGCUGCCCCCUCAGCGCCCCUGGGACCCACCUUCCCAGGUCUGGGUGCCAGCAGUGGCACAGGUAGCAGCUCGGGGUAUGGGGGCCCGGGGUCCGGGCUGGUGCAUGGGAAGGAGAUGCCCAAAGGCUACCGGCGACCUCUGGCCCACGCCAAGCCUCCUUAUUCCUACAUCUCGCUCAUCACCAUGGCCAUUCAGCAGGCACCCGGCAAGAUGCUCACGCUGAGUGAGAUCUACCAGUGGAUCAUGGACCUCUUCCCUUACUACCGGGAGAACCAGCAGCGCUGGCAGAACUCCAUCCGCCACUCACUGUCCUUCAACGACUGCUUCGUCAAGGUGGCGCGCUCCCCGGACAAGCCGGGCAAGGGCUCCUACUGGGCCCUGCACCCCAGCUCUGGGAACAUGUUCGAGAACGGCUGCUACCUGCGCCGCCAGAAACGCUUCAAGCUGGAGGAGAAAGUGAAGAAAGGGACCAGUGGGAGCUCUGCUGCCAGGGCCGGUACGGGGUCGGCUGCUUCAACCAUCACCGCUGCUGCCACUGUGACCUCCCCAGCGCAGCCCCCGCCCCCGCCCCCCGAGCCCGAGGCCCAGGGUGGCGGGGAAGAGGUGGGGGCUCUGGACUGUGGCUCACCUGCUUCCUCCACACCCUACUUCACUGGCCUGGAGCUCCCAGGGGAGCUGAAGCUGGAUGCGCCCUACAACUUCAACCACCCUUUCUCCAUCAACAACCUGAUGUCGGAACAGACACCAGCGCCUCCCAAACUGGACGUGGGGUUUGGGGGUUAUGGGGCUGAGAAUGGGGAGUCUGGGAUCUACUACCAGGGCCUCUAUUCCCGCUCUCUGCUUAAUGCAUCCUAGCAGGGGGGUGGGAACGUGGUGGUGGGGUACGGCUGUGGCUUGUCCCAUAGGUUAACAUCUUGUUUGGUCUCUUCCGUACUGUGAUGAUUCACUGGCUACUGUGAUAACAGCCAUGGACCAUGUUGGGGGCCCCGUGGGGUGCCUCACAGACUGCCACAUUGACUGAUGUUAUUGGUUGAACCCUUGGGCACUUUGAUGAUCGCCAUCUGGGAUGGCAUCUUGGUUGGGCCUUUGGGUGUGCUAGUGAUACCAUUUCAGUGACUCUUCUGUGGCCCCCUGAGUGCUGUGAUCACUUAUAUCCCGCAUGACAUCUUUUUUGGCCCAUUGGGUGCUUAGGGGGCCACUGUAUUGGCCAUGUGACGUCAGUGUGCCGUUGAGCACCAUGAUGCCCACCAUGCUCCAGUGUUGGCCGUCAUCACUGUAUCUUUGGCGUGGCCUGCGAGAGGGAUGGAGAUGAGACGAUUCCUUCAUUUUCUCUGAUGCCCAUCCCCCCAGCCGCAUCCAAGAGAAACCAGAAAGGGCUGGUCAGGGUGUGGGAAAUGUCUACUGAAGUCAAGUUCUUGCCUGGGAAGCGGGAUACUGGCUGUGUUUGACCAUUAAAGGCACCGAUUCCGCCUCUUA